Messenger RNA from Microthlaspi erraticum, 1590 nucleotides. Lineage: Eukaryota; Viridiplantae; Streptophyta; Magnoliopsida; Brassicales; Brassicaceae. The record is from the annotation of a GenBank genome assembly.
AUGACGCUAACCUUCAAAUUUACUCCUUCCUCGAUUCUCAACUCUUCCCGCUUCCUCCUCAUACGUACACCGGACGCUACCUUUCUCCGGCGCCGGCUGAUUCUUCCCUGUCAUUUCUACCGUGUUUAUCUCUCCCGUCGUCUCUCAUCGGAGCGAAUUUGGGGGAAUUCAAGUUUGCGUUGGCCAAGGAUCGAAUCGAUGGAGAAAUCCUGUAAAUGUGCUGUUUGCCACAAUUCGUUUCGUCCCUCAAUCUGCGUAGCGUGUGUCAAUCGCGGGUUAAACGAAUACAAAGUUAUCUUAGACUCGUUGAAGAGCCGUCGGGAGAUUUCAUACCUGAGAUUAAGUGGCUUGCUUAUCACAAAGGAAAAAGAAAUUAGUCAAAACUGUUGGAUGGAGCUUGAGAAGGAGAAGCUUGCUAGGUUACGGGAGAAGCUCCAGCUAGAAGUGGAGAAGUUGCAGCAAAGAAAAAGCACAUUUCGGAGGCUAUCUCACAAUCUGAAAGAGAGAUAUGACAUUAUCGAAUCAACUAACGUUGCUUUGGAGAAGAGCCGGGUUCGUCAACUGGAGAACCACUACUCGGAUACUAUUGGCAAUCACUACUUAGUAUAUAUCGACCUUACUUCAGAACGCCUAUAUAAACAGGCUUUGGUUAUGAAACAGAUCUGCAGAUUGUUCCCUCUAUCCAGGGUGACACUAGAGGGCCAUAACAAAGAUGGGCGUAGUGGACAGUAUGAUCAAAUCUGCAAUGCUCUCUUACCACAAGGUCUCAACCCACUCUCUGUUCCGCCAAAAGAGCUCGCUGCCUCUUUAGGGUACAUGGUGCAGCUUCUGAAUCUUGUAGUCCAUAAGCUCGCAGUGCCUGCACUCCAUAACUUUGGUUUUGGGGGUUCUUGUUCAAGAAUAUGGCAACGAGAUUCUUAUUGGAACUCUCAUGCAUCUUCUCCAAGCGAUGAGUAUCCUCUUUUUGUACCAUCCCAUGAUUACUACCCCUUCGAAGGGAAAAGCUCAUGGACGGGUAGAGACACAACAAAUUUUGGUGUCACUUCGUUGAAAUCCGAUGGAAGCGUAGAAGAAGACUAUCACGACCUAGACGUCGUCAACCUCUCCUCUGCCUCUCCUCAGUCCGUGGAAACAUUCAGAAACCUGCAGAGAGGAAUCGCAAAUCUGAAGCAAAGCGUUGCUCACCUAACUGCGUAUGGUUACAGUUCUCUGUCUCUCGAAGUUCCUUCCGGAUCAUCGACUUUUGAAACAUUUGCAAAGUUGCUUGCCACAUUGUCUUCACUCAAGGAAGUCCAAUCUGCUCUUUCCCUUGGUUUGUCAAGUUCCAACAAGCAGAGACACGAGCCGAACAAGUCCGUGUGGAAUUUGAACUCCUCGAGUUCCAGCACCUUGCUGAGCAGCUCUCAUAUCCAGCCAACAUCGUGGAACAAUAGCUAUUACAGUGUACCAAAUCGAGAUAGGAGCUACAUGGUGGAGUUUCCUGAAGUGAGGAAAGAUAAAAACUCUAUUGGUGAAUGGAAUUUGGUUGAGUAUCCUCAUUCUUUGAAUCAACCUAUGGUGUUUAAUCAUCCCAAGAACAAGAAGUACUGA